GUGGACUUUCGCCUCUCACACCCACGCCGUGAAGUCUGCAGCCGGAGUUAAGCACAAAAAACAACAAUUUCUGCUAAAUAACUCAACUUAACAAGAUCCAAGAUGAAGGAAGUAUCUUCAAACAAAUGUGCUGGAGGUUUCCAGAAGGUCUUUGAACACGAGAGCACUGAGCUGAAGUGUAAGAUGAAGUUUGCAGUGUUCCUUCCUCCAAAGGCAGAGACACAGAAGUGCCCCGUACUGUACUGGCUCUCAGGGCUCACGUGCACAGAGCAGAACUUCAUCACUAAAGCCGGCUCUCAGCUCGGAGCCGCUGAACACGGACUCAUCCUGGUGGCUCCAGACACCAGCCCACGUGGGUGUAACAUCGAGGGGGAGGACGACGGCUGGGACUUUGGGACCGGAGCAGGUUUUUAUGUGGACGCUACUCAGGAGCCGUGGAAGAACAACUACCGCAUGUACUCCUAUAUCACAGACGAGCUGCCCAAGCUGAUCAACGCUAACUUCCCCACUGACCCUGAGCGCGUGUCCGUCUUCGGACACUCCAUGGGGGGGCACGGGGCACUUAUCUGUGCCCUCAAGAACCCAGGCAAAUACAAGUCUGUGUCUGCGUUCGCUCCCAUCUGUAACCCCAUGCAGUGUCCCUGGGGUCAGAAGGCUUUCUCCGGAUACCUGGGCCCUGAGCGCUCCACCUGGGAGGCGUACGAUGCCACAGUCCUGGCCGCCUCAUACUCUGGUCCUCAGUUGGACGUCCUCAUAGAUCAGGGCAAAGACGAUCAGUUCCUGUCGGCGUCUCAGCUGCUGCCCGACAACCUCAUCGCCGUCUGCUCCGAGAAGAAGAUCCCCGUGGUCUUCAGACUGCAGCCGGGCUACGACCACAGCUACUUCUUCAUCUACUCCUUUAUGAACGACCACAUCAAACACCACGCCAAGUUCCUCAACGCCUGAACUCUCAGAUCCACCGUCUGGACCAGGGUCUAAACAAAGAACUAAAUCAGAACUUUCUGUGACAAUUUGGUAACUCCAAAAUCAAAGACAAUUUUUACACCAACCACAAAAUAAUCUCACAAAAAUAAACACUUUAAAUGGC
Messenger RNA from Boleophthalmus pectinirostris (great blue-spotted mudskipper), 1087 nucleotides. It is a transcript of the gene esd, whose product is annotated as esterase D/formylglutathione hydrolase. Gene Ontology annotation, cellular component: cytosol. The record is from RefSeq and is a predicted model, not a curated record. Gene Ontology annotation, biological process: formaldehyde catabolic process. The transcript is spliced from 9 exons. Bases 103 to 945 code for a protein of 280 amino acids. Lineage: Eukaryota; Metazoa; Chordata; Actinopteri; Gobiiformes; Gobiidae. Gene Ontology annotation, molecular function: S-formylglutathione hydrolase activity.